Molecule: messenger RNA, 1947 nt
Organism: Metschnikowia bicuspidata var. bicuspidata NRRL YB-4993
Lineage: Eukaryota; Fungi; Ascomycota; Pichiomycetes; Serinales; Metschnikowiaceae
Gene: ALG6
Product: dolichyl-P-Glc:Man(9)GlcNAc(2)-PP-dolichol alpha-1,3-glucosyltransferase
Exons: 1
Coding region: 29-1705 (558 amino acids)
Biological process (GO): protein N-linked glycosylation
Cellular component (GO): endoplasmic reticulum membrane
Molecular function (GO): dolichyl pyrophosphate Man9GlcNAc2 alpha-1,3-glucosyltransferase activity
Source: RefSeq, a predicted model, not a curated record
GUCUUUAUCCUUUGCAAUCCGUUAAUCGAUGGUUAGGCAUCUGCAGAAAAAACACAAAAAUUCAAAUUAUCUUCGAUCCGGGCCAUCAGAACAGCAGGGUACCGGGUCGAAGAAAGAUCUUUCCUCAUCGGUAAAGAAGCCAAAUCCGUUCACGGGCUCACCCCUUUAUGAUCUCUUGCAGGUUUUCGAGAGACCACAGGACCAAUGGGUUGCACGAUACAUUUUAAUUUUAAGUAUUGUACUUUUGAAGGCAUCUGUCGGACUAGGGCUGUUUUCAGGGCAAGGUGAAUUGCCAAUCAAUGGGGAUUUUGAGGCCCAGCGUCAUUGGAUGGAAUUGACUAUACAUAUCCCGCUUACUUCUUGGUAUUUCUUCGAUUUGCGAUAUUGGGGUCUUGACUAUCCACCUCUUACUGCCUAUCAUCUGUGGGCUUUCGGAAAAAUUGGCUCCUUUCUCAAUCCAGAAUGGUUCGUUUUGGGGCUUUCUAGGGGAAAUGAAAGCGUCCUGCUUAAGACUUUUAUGAGGCUUUCUUGUUUGCUCAGUGAAUUGGUGUUCUAUGUACCUGCUGUCAUGCAACUCACCUCGUACUUGGGGGGCCGAAAAGAAAAUUUGAGUCGAAUUCAUCAAAUUGUCGUUCUUGCUUUGAUCUUCUGUCAACCUUGCUUAAUCCUAAUCGACAAUGGACAUUUUCAGUACAACUCCGUGAUGUUGGGGCUUUUUUUAUUCUCUGUGAUUGAGCUCUUAAAGGGGAACCUAGUUUUAGCAUCUGUGUGGUUCAUUUGCUCGAUCUUGUUCAAGCAGAUGGCGCUAUACUACAGUCCUUUUAUCUUUGUCUUUAUUCUUUCCAGGCUCUUUACUUGCAAGAAAACAAUUUCAUCGACGAUAGCAACCUUCCAGUUUGGAAAGCUAUUUGUUGUUAGUGUUACAGUCGUUGUGACAAUCACUGUCAUUCUUUUCCCUUUUUUGAUUGCAGCUCGUUCUGGAACUGAAGCUGCGGAGCAAGUAUUGCAGAUCUUAAAACGAAUGUUUCCUUUUGAAAGAGGUCUCUUUGAAGACAAGGUUGCUAACUUCUGGUGUACUUCCAACAUAUUGAUAAAAUAUGCCACCAUAUUUAAUGGAGGUGAACUCAAAGCGAUCUCUCUUAUUUUGACCUUAACGGCUAUUUUUCCCCCUUGUGCUAUGAUAUUUUGGAAGAACAUAAGAAGACUGUAUCCCCCACCAGAGUUGGCGAUUUAUGGGUUCAGUGCCACUGCGUGGGCUUUCUUCCUCUUUCUGUUCCAGGUGCACGAGAAAACAGUCUUGGUUCCCUUAAUUCCAUCGACUUUAUUGCUUCUCACCGAUAAUUCCUCAUGCAUCUCUGUCAUUCAGUGGAUUAACAACAUUGCGGCGUUCAGUCUCUAUCCACUUUUGAAAAAAGACGGACUAGUUCUUCAAUAUUUAGUGUGCACUCUCCUUGUUAAUUGGCUACUUGGGGGGUUUCUGCGGAAAAAUUGGAAAUCCUUACUAAUGCCUAAUCUGCAAAGCCAGGCCUUAAAGUUUGUGAUUAUAUUGUCGUACAUGGCAGUGUUCGCUGUCCACGUCUUAGAUUUCGUUAUCACACCCCCGAUGCAGUAUCCUGAUUUGUGGACCAUUGCAAACACUACUGUGUCCUUUGGGUCUUUUUCUUGGUUUUAUCUUUGGCUCUUAUAUAAGAUAUAUCACCUUUGAUCUCCAUCAACAAAUUGAACAUCUGACCGGGGCCUCUUCUGAUCAUCAAAAAGACCCCACUCAGCCUCCCAGGUAUCUGGUUCUUUAUUAAACCGAAUUUUCCAUGGCUCGUUAAACGCCUCAUAGUAAAACCAAUCUUCUGUAGGGCUUUUUGCACUGUUUGAAAUCCAUGAGUGCAUAAAAGUUUUAUGGUCUGAAGGCGACGCCUUAGCCCGUUUAAACUCGCCACCUUGAUAUGGCCA